CUAGUGUGUACUUAUAUCAGAUACGUCUACAAGAAAAAGUAUAUUACUAAAAUUGAAAAUAUGGCACAGUGGAAAACAAGAUUUUUGCAACCAGUUAUCUUUGUUUUCAUUAUUGGCAUUUUCGGUUCAGCUACAGCUAGAUUACCUACAGAUCCGCUUUCAUCUGGCUGUUUACAGAAACUGAACACGUGCUCACCAGGUGAUGUGCUCAACGAAACAUGCAGUUAUCUUGAGGGAGCGCUUACCUGUCUAAGAACAGAUGAUGCUCAGUGCCAGGAUCCUGACAAGACAACCAUGAUCACCACCUCUGAAAUACUGCUACAGUUAUCAACCAGAUGUAAUUUCACAGCCCCACUAUCAGACGGAUGUACAAAAAGACGGACUACGUGCAUGACGAAUGUAAAUUUGGACCCUCCAACAGGAGACAAAUCAGCAUACUGCAGGACUCUAGGUGGAGCUGUCUCAUGUCUGCGAGCAGAUGACGCCGAAUGUCAGGAUCCUGACAAAACGAUCAUGAUCAGCACCCCGGGAAUAUUAAAACGUAUAUCAGAUAACUGUCGAGAUCCACGUGCCUUUCCAGUUCCAGCUGGGUGUAUGGACAGAAUGAAUACAUGUCUUAAUGGUGGCACUCUUCAGGCACGCAACUGCAGUACUAAUAAGGCCAUUCUCGCAUGCCUGUUGACUGAUGACGCAACAUGCCAGGAGUCGGACAAGUCCCUAAUGAUCUUCAUGUUGGGUUUGGCACGGACAGUGUUCUCGUGUCAUAUUAGUGAGCUCACGGAUGGUUGCGACAUAAACGGCUUAAACGUCUGUAGGUAUAACGGCACAUGUGAACAGCGAAACGCACUUGAACUGACGUGUAAAGACUCGAAGCUGGAACAAUGUGGAAAACCUCAAGGCCCGUACUCUUUGUCGAACCUUGCCAAAGGGGUAUCGAACUUGUGCGGAACUGAGUCAAGAUUUUCGCAACUGCAAGUAUAUCUGAGUAUCUGCCCAACUUAUGCAGCCUGUCAAAUUAAAUUCUUCGCCAGUAACGUUACAAACUUGAGCUAUGCUGAAACGGUGUGUGGGAAUCACUUUACAAUAACGAAUUGUCUGCUGAAAAAUAUCAAACCCUGUCAGGCCAUAGCAACUCAAAGUGAGCAAACGUCACUGACUGACACGAGAGAUGAAUUCGCCAAGUUCUGCCCAGAUGGUAAGUUCUGCCCAUAUGGUAUGUUCUGCCCAGAUGAUAAGUUUUCCUCAUGGUAUGUCUGUCCAUAUGGUAAGUUGUACCCAGAUGGUAUGUUCUGCCCUGUGGUAAGUUCCGCCCAGAUGAUAAGUUGUUCUGCCCAGAUGGUAAUUAGUUCUGCCCACAUGGUAUGUUCUGCCCACAUGGUAAGAACUGUCCACAUGGUACGUUCUGACCAGAUGGUAAGUCUUCCAGAUGAUAAGGCCUGACACACACCAGAGCUACAUGUAACAGUUGAGGGACAUUUUUCUUGAAACCUAGAGCACAUUGGUUAUUAAUCAUCGGCUAAUGGAUAGUCUUAGUAGCAAGGACCUUUCGCAUGCACCACCCCACAAACAGGAUAGCACAUGUCACGGUCUUUGAUAUACCAGUCGUGGGGCACUGGCUGAAGUGAGAAACAGCUCAAUGGGUCCACCGACUGGGAUCGAUCCCAGAUUGACCGCGCAUCAGCUAAACGCUUCACCACUGAGCUACGUCCACCCCUCACUGUGAUAGAGGUUUUUAAGACGUCUUUAAUUCAUG
Molecule: messenger RNA, 1753 nt
Organism: Gigantopelta aegis
Lineage: Eukaryota; Metazoa; Mollusca; Gastropoda; Neomphalida; Peltospiridae
Exons: 12
Coding region: 61-1440 (459 amino acids)
Source: RefSeq, a predicted model, not a curated record